Paraglomus brasilianum is the source of this 1287-nucleotide messenger RNA. The record is from the annotation of a GenBank genome assembly. NCBI's taxonomy places the organism in Eukaryota, Fungi, Glomeromycota, Glomeromycetes, Paraglomerales, Paraglomeraceae.
AUGAGACUGAAAAAGGUGGCAAUCUUUAGUUUCUUGUAUGCAAUAAUAGCUCAAGCACAAGCUAAAGUUUAUUUAGAAGAAACCUUUUCCGAUGACGAGUGGCAAGAGCGCUGGACAGUUUCGAAACAUCGCGAUGACCUGGGUGUCUUCCGCGUCUAUCCUGGGAUAUUUCAUGCAGACGCUAAUGCCAGUCGAGGUCUAAAAACAUCACAAGAUGCAAAGUUCUAUGCAAUAUCGUCACAGUUAACCGAGACUAUAGACAAUGCUGACAAGCCUUUAGUUGUGCAGUUUACAGUUAAGCAUGAGCAGGGUAUCGACUGUGGUGGCGGAUAUGUCAAGCUUCUUCCACCAGGAUUCGAUGCUAACAAAUUUGACGGAGAUUCAAAAUAUAAUAUAAUGUUUGGGCCUGAUAUAUGUGGGUUAAAGCGUAAGAUUCAUUUUAUCUUGCAUUAUGAAAGCCAAAAUAAGGAACUAAAAAAGGAAAUUGGAUGUCCCAUCGACGAAUACACACACUUGUACACAUUAGUAGUACGACCCAAUCAGACAUAUUCUAUAGCACUAGAUGACAAGGUGGUGUCAGACGGGCUACUUACCGAUGACUUUGAUUUAUUACCACCUAAAGAUAUUAAAGAUCCAGCUGCAGUUAAACCAGCUGAUUGGGUAGAUACUGAGAAAAUUAUUGAUCCAGAAGACAAGAAACCAGACAAUUGGGUUGAUGGACCUGCAUUGAUUCCUGAUCCAGAAGCUUCAAAGCCAGAUGACUGGGAUGAUGAAGCAGACGGCACUUGGGAACCACCUCAAAUUCCUAACCCGGACUAUAGUGGACCAUGGACACCACGAAUGAUUCCUAACCCGGACUACAAAGGACCUUGGGAAGCGCCAUCAAUUCCCAAUCCUGACUAUCAUGAUGAUCCUACCCUUCAUGCUUUCAACACCGCUUACAUCGGCUUCGAUCUAUGGCAAGUGAAGUCAGGGUCUAUAUUUGACAACAUUCUAAUCACAGAUGAUGUAGACUACGCGCAAGAAUUUGCUGAUAAGAAUUUCUUUGACUAUCGUGAUGCUGAAAUCCGAGCGAAGCAAGAAUACGACAAAUUAGUGCAAAAAGUAAAAGAGGCAGAAGGCGAGACUGAUAUUGGCGAUAAUGAUUCGGAAGAACAAGAUGACAAGGAAACAGAAGAGGCAAAGGAACCACCGGUAUUAAAGGAUCAAGAAGAACCCGAUGAACUCGAUAAACUAUUUGCUGACUAUGAGAAAAAGUUAAAAUUGGGCAUUAAAGAUGAGCUGUAG